Molecule: messenger RNA, 2963 nt
Organism: Asparagus officinalis (garden asparagus)
Lineage: Eukaryota; Viridiplantae; Streptophyta; Magnoliopsida; Asparagales; Asparagaceae
Product: probable alpha,alpha-trehalose-phosphate synthase [UDP-forming] 9
Biological process (GO): trehalose biosynthetic process
Cellular component (GO): cytosol
Molecular function (GO): catalytic activity
Source: RefSeq, a predicted model, not a curated record
CUCUCCCAGUGCGCCCUCAUUUCCUCUCUCUUUCUCUCUCUCUCGCCACUCGAAACUUCCCUCGAUUUCGAGAUCCACUAUCGGAUCCCAACCCGAUAACCCGCUUACCCUAAAUCCGAAUGGACUGUCUUCUUUUCGUCUUUAACACCCGUAGAUAACAACUUCCCGUCAAAAUGCCUUCCCGAUCGUGUGCGAACCUUCUGGACCUGGCCGAAACGGGUGCGGGCUUUUCAAACCCGGUAACCCGAAGCCCGACCCGACUACCCCGCGUCAUGACCUUCCCCGGUAUCCUCACCGACGAGGACGCCAUCGCCGCCCAUCCCCCAGCAGAGCGCAGGAUCAUCGUCUCCAAUCACCUCCCUCUCAUCUCAUCCCGCGAUCCCGUCACCGGCCGGGUGGAAGCCUGGGACCCCGACGCCCUAACCCUCCAGCUCCGCUCCGGCCUCCCUUUCUCCGACGACGCUCCGCCCGUACACGUCGGCACUCUCCGCGCUGACGUGGACCCCGCUGACCAGGAUGACGUCACCGCUCUCCUAUACGACCGGUUCCGCUGCGUCCCGGUGUUCCUGACGCCGGAGACCCAUCAGAAGUUCUACCAUGGGUUCUGCAAGCACUACCUCUGGCCUCUCUUUCACUACCUCCUCCCUCUCUCUCUGGCCUCCCAUCGAUUCGAUCGGGAGCUCUUUCGGUCGUAUCUCUCGGCGAACAAGCUCUUCGCCGAUCGGAUCAUGGAGGUCCUCUCCCCCGAUGAUGAUUACGUCUGGAUCCAUGAUUACCAUCUCUUAGCUCUGCCCACUUUUUUGAGAAAACGGUCUCCAAGAAUCAAACUUGGGUUUUUUCUCCACUCCCCGUUUCCAUCGUCGGAGAUAUUCAAGACAAUUCCGGUGAGGGAGGAUAUCUUGCGGGCGCUGCUGAAUUCGGAUUUGAUCGGGUUCCAUACCUUCGAUUAUGCUCGGCAUUUCUUAUCUUGUUGCUCGAGGAUGCUGGGCUUGGACUAUGAAUCGAAGAGAGGGUACAUUGGGAUUGAAUACUAUGGGAGAACUGUGAGCAUCAAGAUUUUGCCGGUGGGUGUUGACAUGGGUCAGCUGAGAUCGGUGGUCUCGAUGAACGAGACGGAGGUUAAGGUGAAGGAAUUGGUUGAGAGGUUUAAAGGCAAGAUUUUGCUCCUGGGCUUGGAUGAUUUGGAUAUGUUUAAAGGGAUUGGGUUGAAGUUUUUGGCCAUGGAGCAGCUGUUGGAGGAGCACGAGGAGCUUAUUGGGCGGGCGGUUUUGGUUCAGAUCGCAAACCCGGCAAGGAGUCAGGGGAGGGAUGUGCAGGAGGUGCAGGAGGAGAUCAAUCUGAUAAUGGGUCGGAUCAACCGGAAGUUCGGGCGAACAGGGUAUGAUCCAAUUAUACUCAUUGAUCAGAAGAUUCCAACGUUUGAGAAGGUAGCUUAUUAUGCAGUAGCAGAGUGUUGUAUAGUGAAUCCAGUGAGAGAUGGGAUGAAUUUAGUUUCUUACGAGUAUACAGUCUGUAGACAAUGGAGCCCUGCUUUAGAGAACUCAGCAAAGAAGAGCAUGAUAGUGGUUUCGGAGUUUAUUGGGUGCUCUCCCUCUCUUAGUGGGGCGAUCCGGGUCAACCCCUGGAAUGUCGAUGCAGUAGCCGAGGCCAUUAACUCAGCGAUGACAAUGCCAGAAGCAGAGAAGCAAUUGAGACAUGAUAAGCAUUACAAGUAUGUGAGCUCUCAUGAUGUUGCAUAUUGGGCAAAAUCCUUUGAUCAGGACUUGCAGAGGGCCUGUAGAGAUCAUUACUUGAAGAGAUGUUGGGGUAUCGGAUUCGGGUUAAGCUUUCGGGUUGUGGCUUUGGGCCCGAAUUUUAGGAAGUUAUCAGUUGAGCAUAUUGUAUCUGCUUAUAGGAGGACGAAUAGUAGGUUGAUAUUGUUAGAUUAUGAUGGCACAGUGAUGCCAGAGUGUUCGAUUGAUAAGGCUCCGAGCGAGGAGGUUAUAUCGCUUCUUAAUGGGUUGUGUUCAGAUCCAAAGAAUGUUGUGUUCGUGGUUAGUGGUAGAGGGACUGAAUCUUUGAGUAAGUGGUUUGAUCCUUGUGAGAAAUUGGGGAUUUCUGCUGAGCAUGGAUACUUCACAAGAUGGAGUCGAGAUUCUCCAUGGGAAUCAUGCCAUUUAGCAGCUGACUUUGAUUGGAAGAAGAUUGCAGAACCAGUUAUGAAACACUAUACAGAAGCAACCGAUGGAUCCUAUAUUGAACACAAGGAAAGUGCGCUAGUUUGGCAUCAUCAAGAAGCUGAUCCAGAUUUCGGAUCAUGGCAAGCUAAAGAACUGCUCGAUCAUCUCGAAAAUGUGCUUGCCAACGAACCCGUUUCUGUCAAAAGGGGCCAACAUAUAGUUGAAGUGAAUCCUCAGGGAAUAAGCAAAGGUGUAGUUGUAGAAAAUCUCAUUUCUACAAUGUUGAGUAGAGGAAAAUCUCCUGAUUUCGUAUUGUGCAUUGGCGACGAUCGAUCUGAUGAGGAUAUGUUUGAGAGUAUUAUGAGUGCCGCGAAUAACCCAUCGAUGCCAUCAAUUGCUGAAGUUUUUGAUUGCACAGUUGGUAAGAAGCCAAGCAAAGCAAAGUAUUAUUUAGAUGACACAGUGGAUGUUAUCAAAAUGCUUCAGGGUUUGGCUAAUGCAUCAUUAGCUCAACCAGCAAAAAGACCAAAUCUUCAGGUUUCCUUCGAAGGGUCUCUUUGAAUUGAGCUAUAGAAUCCUAAUUCCUUAAUUGUUGAUAGCUAUAUGAAGAAGAUGAUGUAGAAAGAAAGAAGUAAAUUCUACAGAGUAAAGGCACAAGUGAUCAGAACUAGUUCAAAUUUAUACUGUAGAUGUCUUACAAUCACAUUGUAAAUACCUUUCGGAAAUGUUUGUUUGUUUUCUUGUGUUCUUUUGUAAACAUUUUACAGUUAUAUAUGAUUAUCCAUUCCAUGCCUUUUAUCAUUC